AUGCAAAAGACAGCUUGUAAUAAGAGUGUUCCUGUCCCCACAGCACGUUUUCUGGAGCAGUUGAAGGCUGAGUGUCACUACGUCAAGGGGAGGGAGCAUGUGUGGAGCGUGACCAGAUUCAUCUAUAACCAGGAAGAGUUUGCCCGCUUUGACAGUGUCUUUGGGAAGUUCCUGGCAGUGACUGAGCUGGGGCGGCCCAUAGCUGAGUACUUGAACACCCAGAAGGACAUGCUGGACAAUUACCGUGCCUCCGUGGACAGGUGCAGAAAUAACUAUGACCUGGUUGAUAUCUUCAUGUCAAACUUAAAAGCUAAACCCAAGGUGACCGUGUACCCUUCAAAGACGCAGCCCCUGGAACACCACAACCUCCUGGUCUGCUCUGUGAGUGACUUCUACCCUGGCACCAUUGAAAUCAAAUGGUUCCGGAAUGGCGAGGAGGAAAAGACUGGAGUCGUGUCCACCGGCCUGAUCUCUAAUGGAGACUGGACCUACCAGACCCUGGUGAUGCUGGAGACGGUUCCUCAGGGUGGAGAGGUUUACACCUGCCAGGUGGAGCAUCCCAGCCUGCCCAGCCCUGUCAGAGUGGAGUGGAGGGCUCGAUCCACAUCUGCACAGAACAAGAUGCUGAGCGGAGUCAUGGGCAUGGCGCUAGGUCUGUUCAUCCUCGCGGUGGGGCUGUUCAUCUACUUAAGGAAUCUGAGAGCAGGAUCAGUGUCUCAUGGUGCUGGAGAAGGAGCCGAGAGUUCCACAUCCAGAUUGACGGGCAGCAGGAGGGAAUGCCACAUCGGGCCUGCAUUGAGCAUCUGA
Rattus rattus (black rat) is the source of this 807-nucleotide messenger RNA. Its product is annotated as H-2 class II histocompatibility antigen, E-S beta chain-like. Gene Ontology annotation, biological process: immunoglobulin production involved in immunoglobulin-mediated immune response; antigen processing and presentation of exogenous peptide antigen via MHC class II; peptide antigen assembly with MHC class II protein complex. Bases 1 to 807 code for a protein of 268 amino acids. The record is from RefSeq and is a predicted model, not a curated record. Lineage: Eukaryota; Metazoa; Chordata; Mammalia; Rodentia; Muridae. The transcript is spliced from 5 exons. Gene Ontology annotation, molecular function: MHC class II protein complex binding. Gene Ontology annotation, cellular component: late endosome membrane; lysosomal membrane; MHC class II protein complex.